Molecule: messenger RNA, 7757 nt
Organism: Pteropus alecto (black flying fox)
Lineage: Eukaryota; Metazoa; Chordata; Mammalia; Chiroptera; Pteropodidae
Gene: GCNA
Product: germ cell nuclear acidic peptidase
Exons: 9
Coding region: 5625-7283 (552 amino acids)
Cellular component (GO): nucleus
Source: RefSeq, a predicted model, not a curated record
AUAUCAAAAUUUUAAAUGCACAUGUCCUUUGACCUAGUAAUUCUACCAGGACCUUUUUUACUUUUAGAACAAUUUUAAUUUCUGUAUACUUAUAACAUGUCGGUGCACAAAUGUGGUUAUAUCAUACAUGCUUUUUUUGUAGUUCUCACGUUUUCUCUAGACUCCUCUCCCUCUUCUCCCACGUCCCUUCUCCCGGUAACUCCUGUUCAUUUAAUUAUCUGUAGACUCAGGCUGUUUCGGUCUUUGUUCAGUUCUGUGGAAGAAAGAUGUAUGACUUAAUUACUAGUAUACAGAAAAACACGUACCAAGAUGUCUACUGUAGCAUUGUUUGUAACAGCACAAAUUUGGAAGGAGCUUAAACGUCCUGAGGAUAUAGUUGAAUAAAUUAUGGUUCAUCCAAAAAAUGUGUUAAGAACUAUAUGUACCGAUAAAAGAGAGACAAAUGAGAUACAGAAAGUAAAAAAUUGCAAGCCGCAGAAAAAUUCAUGUAGCAUAAUAUUAUUUGUUUUUAAAAAGUGUGCACUUGAUUUAUGCUGGCUGGUACAUGCUUAUGCUUAAGAACUUUCUAGAACAGUAAAUAAGAUAACGCUGUUUAUCUUUGGGGAGUGGGACUGUUGGUAAAACAGGGACAAAGUUUUCACCUUUUUCAGUGUUCUUUAUCAGUCACAAAACUAUCUGGUAAACAUCAUUUUGUGAUAGUCAUUAAAAUGGGAAGGGAUUAGCAAAAGAAUGCAGCAAAAAAGCAUUGGGAAAAUAUAUAACUUAAGUAAUAAAGAGAAAUACUAAUUUAAAAAUUAUUUACCUAUUAAAUGUGCAAAUCAAAAAUAUUUAAUUCCAUUACAGCAGUGUUACUAACAUUGUAAACUGAUACUGCCCUUUGGCAACGAUUAAGCGAAUGUACCAAGAGCUAUAAAAUUGGUCACACUUUUGAGUGAUUUGACUUUUGGGAAUCAAUCCUAGGAAAAAUCUAAUUCAUGAAAGUAAUUAGAUGCCCAAAGAUGCUUCUUGCAACAUUCAACUAAAUUAACGUGUGUGUGAUUAAAAAAAAUGCACAAAGUAAAAUCCCAGCUCUCUCCAUGACCCUUAGUCCCUUGCCCUGUUUUGGGGAGUGCCCAGGGAACAUGGUUGGUGUUAGUUCCGAGAAGCGAACAGGCACUCUGGUUUGGUUUAUCAGUCAGCCCCUCACAAAUCUGGUUAAGGGGAAUCGCUCUUCUAGCAUUUGAUGAAGAAUUGAGAAACUCGAGUUCCUGUAACUACAGGUGCGAGCCCAAGUCCUGGAUAGAUCACCCUGAGACUGGACAAUGACCUGCCGGUGUCCCCACCCACACCUGCUGCGAGGCGGGACCAACACUGCUCUGGGUCUGGGCAUCGUAUUUUCAUUAAUGCAGACAUCAUUGUUGGGUUUUUGUUCGUUCGUUUUUACUUUGGCCCAUCUCUAUAUCUCAAACCUGCACAAGUGGGCACGUGUAUGCAAUUAAUUUUCUAAAGAGAGAAAAUGAUAACUUACAAUGUAGGCAGAAAUCCUUCAAAAAACAAGGCGCUAUGCAGGCGUAGGUUGGGAGGGUGGAAUAUAUUAAAAGGGGUCCUUGAAACCACUUUUUGAGAUUCAUUUAUUCAGCAAAUAUUUGUCGACUACUUUGUACUGGACAGUGUGAGAGAGACAUGCCUCCAAACCCUUGCUUAGCUUACGGUCUGGGAUGGGAGAUGGGAACAUGUAAACAGGCAGGUACAGUAUCAUGCGAUAAGCACCGAAGUACAUGAUCCUGUAGGAGGGCACACGUGAUCUCGUUUAAUUUUCACAGCAGCCCUAUGGGAUUAAUGGUUCUUUCACAAGUGAGGCCCAAGGACUAGAUGGACAGAAGUUUGUUGAGAAGCGAUGGUGGCUUAGAGUCGGGCGGUAAUAGUGGAGUUGGAGACAUUUGGGUAAAUAUAGGCUAUAUUGUACCUCAAUUCUGAGACAUUUUUUCACAUUUCAGCAUUUCCGAAAUUGGGAUACGUCAUGUGUUCGACAGCAGGUCAUCAUUUAAUAGUGUUUUUCUUUCUUAGAAGUACAUAUAAUGAUGUUUUAGAUGAGAUGAAAUAUGCUCUAGCGGUAGAGCCAACAGGCCUUAUUGAUGGAUUGGAUGUGAGGUGGGAGGUGUGAGAGAGAAAUCAAAGAUGACGCCUGAGUUUUUGGUUCACGUUCCUGGUGUCAUUGAUUGCGAUGGCUGAGACUAGUGUGGGAAUAGGGCCAAGGGAGGAAACCAAGAGUUCUGUCUUGGCCAUGUUAUGUUUUAUAUACUUGGUGAGGUCCAAGAUGUUAGACAGCUAGAAUUGGGGGACAGCGGAUGACCCAGGAGAGAGGGGACAGUAAUGCAGCUCAGGAUGGAAAAUUGCAGGAGUAAAAUCCUUGAGAAGGCUAGAGGCCGCUGAGGUCCCAAGGACAAGGGAUAGCUUGGCCUUAGGUCGCGGUAGGGCCCCUGCGCUCCUUGAGGACAGAACAAGAAGAGCCAGGUGUGGUUACAAAUAGGGCGGUGGGAGGACGAGGGAGUUCCUGAGUGAUUGCUUCUAUUUUCCCGGUGACUUAUGAGACAAAGUCAUUAACAGUGAGGGGCAUCUUGGCAAUUCGAAGGCAGAAGUGCUGCUGACAUUCGUAAAGCGAAGAGUGGCGGCCUGCUUCUCAUCGAUGAGUCAAAGCCUAAUCAGGACUUUCUGAUGCCCACUGGCCAGUCUUUUUUAGUCCAAGAUUCUUUUGAUUUUGUUACUACUACCACCAGGGUAGCCUCGGUGACAUGCAGAAAUAUCAUAUUUUAAAAAUUACCCUGUUAUACUUAGUUUUAAAAAGUCGGAUCAGAAAAGCCCAUAAGCCACCUAGCGUUUUGGCUGUUGCAGAUGCUCAAUAAAUGUUGAAUGAGUGAGCGAAUGAAUGAAUGAAUGAAACACAGGUGUGCCCGUCAUAUAAUUAUAACAUAUUUAUUGAGUUUCAAAAAUUACCGAGGGAAUGUGGGCCUGCACUAAAAAUAAACAGUACAGAAGCAUCUAAAGUAAAAGGUGAACGUCCACCCUCAUACAUACCCUCCUUUUCUUUUGAGAAAAUAAUUAUCGAUAAUUCGGUGUUGGUUCUUCUAGAUCUUUCUCUGUGGUCAUAUAAAAGCAUACACAAUGUUUAUGGUUUUCUGUCCCCAGCUGAAAAAGGGAGACCUUUGGAUUUUUUACUUAAUAGUUUUUGAGGGUUUCUGAUAUAUUUUCAAAGCUUCUAAUGUGAUUUACACGUCCUUUCAGGAUAGAGUUCUGGUUAAGCCAACUGUCUUUUUCGGGGUACAUAUAUUUUCUCUACAGUGACAGGAGCCUUGAAACCUUUUCUCUGGGCUUGUCCCCCUGGUGGUGAGUUUUACUUGGGAAAGGCGCCUAACAAAGUCUGCCUCCUUUUUGACCCCCGAUCUCUUCCUUAGCACUUUCCUCAGACCACUUUCCCUGUUGAUUACUAUUUAACCUGGAGGACAAUAUCUUAUCUUUAAGGAUUAGCCUGGGGCUUUCUGUCCUGGAGCUUUUUUGUGUCACGUUUCCAAUCCCUUAUUCCUUUUGCCUGACUUCUAAAAAAAAAAAAUGUGUGUUUGCGUAAGAAAGUAGACGAAGUGUAGAGUUUAGUUUUUACACGGUAUUAUUUAUUGAUAAUAGGCUUCAAGACAAGCAAGGUCACAUUUUGAGCCAUACUUGGGAAACCUUACGGGAAUUUUCUUUCCUGAUUAAAAAAAAAACAACAACUUGAGGAUUACUACUCAAGACCAGUGUCCACUGAUAGGUAAAUAGAUAGGAAGUUUAAUCAAGGGAGUGAGCCAGCGCCUGUGGUGAAAGACCGACAAGGUAAACAAGCACAGCAGUCAUCAAGCUCAAGGCCCAGCGCCCGCAGGAGGUGGUCAGGCUGCCUUUUUAUAUGUAAAGCCUUGUAACUAUUCAUGCGAAACCUUAUAAAUAUUAUGUAAAACCAUAUAAACAUGUAAACCCUUCUAGCUAUGAUGUCCACCUUCUUUAGCACUUUUGGUAUCCUCUGUGAGUCCUGUGUCACAAUACCGAUGACACGAUUACCUACGGUAAGGUCCUAGGACGUAGCUCGGUUCCAGCAUUGAAGCCAUGCUUAGUGUAGCAUGUCUUCCCGAGCCGCAUUUCGGAUGUGGGUCGUGAAUGGCUGACGAUGGAUAUCCAGUCAGUGCUCUCUGGUGAGCUGAAGGAUCCUGAGCCAGAAUGUGCUUUGGCGUCACCUCAGCCCUGGUGUCACCUGAGGCAUUACCGCGCAGCUAUAGCAGCAGGCCCGGCAGCCUGCCAGGGAGCGGCUAUGAGUGCCGGGGCCUCUCACAUUAUGAGGCAGAGGAGCGAGAGGCCCUAGCAGCGUGGCUCAUAGGGAGCAGGUGCAGCUUUGAAAUCACCCUUUGCGCGCUUCCUGAGAAAUGGACUCUAGCGUUCGUCCAUUUCCCUAGAUAGCCCUCUGCAAACAGCAGAGCCCCAAGAGCUGUCCUCCUUGUCCUUUUUCCCUUUUCCUUUUUAACUGUAUUCUCUUCAUCCUGAAGACCUUUUCCCAGUGGCCUCUUCCUCAGAAUUCACUUUUAUAUCUUUAACUAGAAAUCAAUCACUUGGCAGAAAACGGUUCACUGUUAGUGGUGUCAGCUGACAUCCUUGAGUACCCAUCUGAUUCUGUAGUAAAGACUGAGCAGCUUGUUGCUUCUGAUUUUUCAUCACCUCCGCUACUGCGAUCUUAAUUUCGCAAGCCCUUAAGACCUUCUUUUGCAUUUGAGAAACUUCGAUUGUUGGUUCUCUUCAUUUGAGAUUUUUGACAUUCGAAUGUUUAUGAUGUCGGUAUCCUUCCUUUAAAACAGUAUGUAUUUUAUUUUUGCAGUUGCGUUAUUAUUCUGGACUCCAGUGAUGAAGAGUGUGAGUCCAGUAAGUAGAGUCCACUCAAAGCAGUAAUUUACAUUUUAAAGUGUCGCUUAACCGUGUCUUCUUAGAGCUGACUGAAACGGGAUUUGGGACGUUUGGUGCAAGCUGCUCUUAGGUUUGUCUCAUCUCUGGCUCUCUCUAAACUGGUGAUGCGAAGGUGUUUCUUUCUUACUGCUAGGAGCAGAGGAAGUUUUCCGUGCUCCAUUUCAAAUUUGCUUCCUUUACCUUUUCCAUUCUAGGUCUCCUUUCAUUUCCUCUCUGCCUCUCGUGGGAAAUGUAGGAGUCCACCAUAACUUGUAACAUCCUCUAAUUUAUGGACUCGGGGAUUUAGGGAAUUGAGGACAGGGGUCACCAGAUUUUUGUCAUGCUUCAGAUGCUUUCUGACGCCCUCUCUCUUUCCCCGAUUUAGUUGUGGCUAGACCAAGCACGCAGAAAGAAAACAGUAGAAUACAUAUGUAAAGAAAAUCCAUUUUAAGGAGCCUGCCAGGAGUACCCACAGAUCUUGGUCGAGUUCCAGCUGCGUGGUGAUUGACUCAGACUCGGAUGAUGACCUCGUCCCACCCGGGAAGAAACCUAAGCUCUCCGAGACCUGCAGCAAAGAUGAGAUCUUAGUGCUGUCUGACACUGACGAGCCUCCCGUCCUGGAGCCUACCAUCCUGGAGCCUCCGAUAGUCAUCAGUGAUGACGACGACAGCGACGUAGAGGGCCCUGUGAUGAUAUUAGAUGAUUCGUGUGACAAGGAGCAAGAUGCCUCAGUUGGAGAGGAGGUGAAGGAGGUUGCUGUCUCCAAGAGCAGUUCAGCUGAUGAUGCUGGUGAGAAGCAGCUUGGUGGAAAAGCACCAGCUGAUCCUGAGGCCACACCGGAGGUCUCCGAGGAAAAGACGGUUUCUGAAGGAAAGACAUCAACUGGCGAAGCACUCGAACCUAUGAUGGGACAACCAAGGAAAAGAAAGUGUAAAACCAAAAAUACAUGUGCGACACCUGGUAAGCCAAUCAAGCCAAGUUUGCUCGUCCCCCCAAAUGUGCCUAGCCCCCCAAGCGUGCCAGCCAGGCCAGCCUCGCCCUUUCCCCCAGGUAUGUCUGUCUCGUCCGGUCUGCCUGUCCUGUCUCCCAACCCUACACCAUUUCAGCAGCUCCAUAGUGGCCCAGGGGAGAUGGCCAUCGCGGCGAAGAGGGUCUUUCUGGGACUGGGGGAGGAACGCCCAAGUUCCGGCAUCUGCCAUUCCACCCACAGGGGCUGCUUCCUCCCUGCGCUUUUUGUCCUGAGGAUGCCCCACUUUUCCUCAGGACCCAGCCCGGUUGGCACUUCCGCUACUAGAGGAGAAGAAGGGUGUGAGCCUGCAGCUAAGGGUUCCGUCACGGAGGAUUCUGGAGCAUCUGAUAAUGGGAAUUGUGACUGCAACAUACCUGGCUGUUUCUUGCGUGACGUCGAAAAGUCCCGGCGCUAUUCUGGAAGGAAUUUCAAGCGUAAUAAGGAUGAACUGGUUCAGAGAAUCUACGCCCUGUUUAACAGCUCUGUCUUUGAUAACAAGAUGCCGGAGAAGGUCAAUGUCAGAUGGAAUAAGAAGAUGCUGAGGACCGCUGGCUUGUGCACCACAGGCGAGUUAAGUCAGCCCGACAGGAAGCCCUAUGCUAAGAUUGAGAUUUCUCUGAAAGUCUGCGACUCCGCAGAUCGAGUCCGGGAUACUUUCAUCCACGAAAUAUGCCACGCGGCCUCCUGGAUGCUCCACGGCCUCCGUGAUUCUCAUGGUGACACAUGGAAGUACUACGCCAGGAAGUGUAACACGGUGCACCCAGAGCUGCCCAUGGUCACCCGUUGCCAUAACUACAAGAUCAACUACAAGAUUUAUUAUGAAUGUGGGAGGUGCAAGUCCAGGAUUGGCCGCUACACCAAGUCGUUGGACACCACCCGCUACAUCUGCGCCCAGUGCAAGGGGCCCCUGUUCAUGGUGCCGUUAACUCGGAAGGAUGGAACCCCCAUCAAGCCCCACGUGAGACCGUUUGCUAAGUACGUGCAGCAGAAUUACAGGCUGGUUAAGGAAGAGUUGGGGGGGCUAAAACAUAAGGACGUGAUGAUAAAGCUCGGCAGUGACUUCACUGCCAAAAAGCAGCAGCAGCUCCUGCUGCAGCAGCAGCAGCAGCAGCAGCAGCAGCAGAAGCAGGAGCAGGAGAAGCAGGAGCCGGAGAAGCAGGAGCCGGAGAAGCAGGAGCCGGAGAAGCAGGAGCCAGAGAAGCAGGAGCAGCAGGAGAACCAGGAGCAGCAGGAGCCGGAGAAGCAGGAGCAGGAGAAGCAGAAGCAGCAGGAGCUGGAGAAGCAGGGGCAGGAGAAGCAGGGGCAGGAGAAGCAGGGGCAGCAGCAGCAGAACCACUGAGGUCCUCUCCGGGUGCCCCCGCGCUGAGCCCUCUGCUGCUGAAGGAGUUUAAAAAAGUGCCUGUUUUAUAAAGUUACAAACGACAGAAGUCGUUUUGUAAAGUUUCAUGUUCUUAAUGAUGUUUGUUCUUUAACCCAGGAAUCUGUUACUAAGCAUUUCGUGCCCUUGCCAGUACUCGGAAGUGCUCUAGACCCACCUCGGGUCUUCCUUAGGCUUCCUAGUUUUAACGUGUAGAACAAAAUGCAAGAGAAAUGAAAUUUCAAGAGUGGUCAGUUGCCAUAAAGAGAGUAAAGCUGAGAAGAGAGUGCAUUUUAAAGGCAGUAGUUCAAAACGGGCUACUGGCAGGUGGAACCUGCUAUACCUAUUAAGAAAGAAAAGACAAACGUGUUUCAAAAAUUUACUUGACCUUGACAUUGAACAAAGCUAUCUGAGCAAUGUAAUUGUUUACAAAAUAAAAAAAACCUGUUUUCUGCA